GAAUAGUGAACCCACGUCGUGGGCGGAAUACAGAUGAAUGAUUGGGAAAUAGAUCAUGGAUCCCUAGCCGUUUCUCUUGUUAAAGAUUCUUGUUAAAAAAAAAAAAAAAAGAAAUAACAUGCUGUGAUUUUAAAUAAUAGACUAUCUACAAGUAAACGGGAGCAGUGAGUCGAGAAACGGAAGAGCCGGAUGAAGGGACAACCGUUACCACGGCGACGAGAUCACAUCAAUUUGAACAGCGAAAAGUCAGAGGGUUCGUUAUUUGUUUCAAUGGAUUGACAUUGGAGACUGCCUAUAGAAUUAUUGCGCUGUGAAAGGGAUCAAUCUCCACGAUGGAGGUAAAACCGAUACCAAAGCCGCGAUCGGUAGUAACAGAAAGCAAACCGAUACCGGCGCCCCGAAGACUCUUGCCGACGACCACCUCGCCGUCGACUCAUUCCAGUAGUCCGACCAGUGAAUCCAGCCAGUCUGAGAAGAGCGACGACUUAAGAUCAAGCGGCAGUAUCACCAACGAGAGUACUCCACGUAGCAACCACGAGUUCUUCCGCAGCCUCAGUACGAGCUCGCGCCAACUGAAGGACGAGCUCUCGGAGAAGAUGACAGUGAAAGGACGCGCCGUUAUCUCUAGCACGCGGAACGCUAGCAUUCGAUUGGAGAAGUCGGUGAAGAAUCUGUUGACUCGGCGGCUGUCGUCUUUGAAUCAGGACGACGUGGUCGGCCAGGGCGGCGUCCAGAAAAAGAUCAAAGAUCCGGUCGAGGAGGACAGAUGCGUGUCCAUGCCGGCCGACAACAUCUUCAGCAGCAUCUCGUUUUAUAGUCCUCUGAGCGGCAAUCUGAAGAGCAUGAAGAACGAGGAGGAUCUAUCCACCGGCGGCAAGCACAGUCCGCCACCUCCGGUGUAUCCGCCACCCCCGCUUCCGGACGAAUCUAUCUACGACGAGUUGCAGUCCGUCACAUCAGGAAGCAGCGGCCGAUACGACACACUCAGUUCUACUGUGUCCGACAAGAUCGAACGAGACUUCCCUGACUUCAACGUCCUCAACUUUGCGCGAAAUCAGACUAGUGACUCCGACCAAAGUCUAAACUUGUCCGACGUUAAUGUGAGUCUAUCGCAAGACAAGUCUGAAAUCUCGGCGAAGAGGCUGUCGAGAUCGGACUCUUGGACCUUUUACGACGCCACACCAAGCACGAAAGUUGCUGAGAACGUCGAUGAAGUGGACAGGAUAUCCAGUGUAGAAGAGGGAAGCUUGGAAAAAUCCUUCGAGAAGAAAAUCUCGCCGAUAGAUCGAACCUCUUGCGCGUCCUUCGAAAGCCAAGCUUCCAUCCAAAAUUCUCUCUACGAGAAUCUGUCGCCGCCGAAAGUCGAUAGUAGUCGGCAACAACCGAUAACGAUUCUCUCGGACGCUAGAGUGCAGAGCAGCAAGUCUGUACUCUUCGAGUUUGAUCCGUUUGCGAGGACGUCCGAGAACGAGAACGUCUACAGCAAUUACGAGAAUAACGAUCUGAUGCUGCUGGAAACCUUGUUGGCUACCAACGAUUCGCCCAAUAGCGCCGACAGCACGCUGGAAUUUCGCGAGAGCGCCGAGGAGGAGCAGGAGGACGAAGACUUGGUGCAUCCUGGCAUCAAUUUGACACCUCCAGAGCCACCCAAGAGAUUUGAUUCCCUUCCUAAGAAUGAGUAUGACGUGGCGGAAGGUGUGGAACAACCCGAUAGGAUCCAAACCUCGGGUAAAAAUCCACCUCUCCUGCCGAAGCUGGCGCACUUGGUGACGAAAAAGCAGCCCGCGGUUCCUCCCAGAAAACCUUCCGCGAAGGCUCCUGCGCUUCCUCAACCAAAUGCAAGUGCGACUGUGACAACGACAACAAAGACACUUGCCAAUAACGGCGAGGAAAGUGUUACUAGUCCGUCGUUGACAUCGAGGCAUACCGAGGACCAUCGCAAAGUGAGCGUGAUACAAAAGUUGAAGAAACUGCGAUCGGAAUCUACAGUGAACGCCAUCAAGCCUAAUGUGAUCAGUUUUGUUAAGAGUGGUAGUAAACUAUUAUCCAGGAAUCGCGAGCACAUCGGUGAGUCCGGUUCGAGGUCGCUACAAAUGGAGAGGCCGAAGGUGAAUGUUCCGCACAAUCCGGUCACACACAGAGGAAUAGUGUAUAGGCCUGGAAUGGGUAUCGAGAGGGCCAAGGACCUCGUGUUGAGAGCGGCAGUGUUGCUUGAUCGGAAAUUAUCAUUCUACGCUGACAAGAGCACGUCUACGCUGAAAGAGGUCGUGGAAUUAGAGACAGUACACAGUAUUCAUCUGCUUCAGGAUGUUAAGACCAUGGACGGUGAGACGGUGCAUUGCAUAGCGAUUAGCGGCGCGGGCAGACCAAGUGUGCACAUUUUCUACGCGAAAGGUGUCGCAGAGAGACGAAUCUGGGCCCAGAGGAUCCUUGAGGCGACCACGCCGAUCUUCCCCACAAAGUACACCGCCGAAUUCACCAGAGCAGGUUGGGCUUACUUAAAGGAAAGUGUAACAGGUACAUGGUUUCCGGCUUGGCUUCUCUUGCAACAAAGAACACUGAUUUACACGAAAUCCUUGGAAUCUUUUCCCGUAAAUUUUGAACAGGUGGAUCUGCGAAAAGCGCGCUGCAUUGUGUUGCGAGAUCAAGAAGGACCGAUUGCCGGAUGUGGAACUGUUCCAGUGGUGGUUGUGGACGCUGGGGGUAGCGGCGCCUUGCAUAUCGCUACAUCAGGAUCCCAUGAAGCUACCGCUUGGCGACACGCGCUUUAUCAAGCGGCUACAAACUGCGGCCCUGCUUUAGACCAACAGCAGAUUACGCAGGACAAUGUGCCCGUCAUCUUGGACAAAUGUGUCAACUUCAUCUACGCUCAUGGCAUGAUGACAGAAGGUAUUUAUCGUCGUAGCGGGUCGAGCAGUGCCGUAGUAAAGCUAUUAGAGGCUUUCAGACGAGAUGCAUGGGCCACGCAAAUAACGCGGAAUGUGUACACGGAGCACGAUGUCGCUACGGUUCUUAGAAGAUUUCUUCGGGAUUUACCGGAUCCAUUAUUCCCUCCCGCUAUACACGACCGAUUUUGCCUCGCCUCAGAAUCGACUAGCGAGGAAAAUAGGGUGGCGACUUAUCGGAAAUUAUUAUCCACCCUGAAUCCCAUAACGUCGGCGACGCUUCGCCGGAUUCUGGCGCAUCUCCAUGGUCUCAGUCAACAGAGCGCCAGGAAUCUGAUGACCGUCGAAAAUCUUUCGGCGGUCUGGGGCCCGACUCUGAUGCAUGCCGGCGAGAACAGCGCCGAGGAGUGGAAUCGGUCGGAGACCAAGGUCGUUGGUGAUCUCAUCAAACUGUAUCCGAAACUUUAUCAAUUGUCUUCAGCUGACCUGGCCAAGGAAGCGAAGAUGCUGGAGAUUCUGGAAAAGCACCACGUGUCCAACAACGGACUGCGAGGUGCGCCUUCGGGAGACCUCAAGAUCUGGAUAAACAUCCUGUCGCCAAAUGGAGAGUGCGUCAACGUCACCAUUGGGCCUCAGAAGACCGCGUUUGACGUGUGUCGAGAACUCGCCGAAAAAACCAACUUACCGUCUCAUGAGCUGUGCUUAGAAGAAUAUACUCUGUCCGGUGCGCUAGAACGGCCGUUGCAUCACAGUGAACGUGUCUUGGAAACGGUGGCGAGAUGGGGAUACUGGGACUCGGAUGAUAGGAAGGAUAACACUCUCAUCCUCAGGAAAGACCGCUUGUACAAGGACAUCGUGCCUCUGGUAAAGCCGCCUAUGACGAUCUCCGGUGAGCUUAAAUUUGCGGACACCAGGACGAAAAACCUCAAGACUUACCUCUUCGAGUUCAGUCAGGCGAAGCUCUUUUGUUACAAGGACAAGGUGUGCUCCGUGAAACUUCACGAGUGGAAGAUCGAAGAUAUCAUUUGGUACUUGGGACACGAGCCUAAACGCAAUCCACAGAUGGGUUGGUCCAUCACGUUUAUCACAAAGAACAAGAAACCGACGAGAUGUAAGGACAGCCCAUUUUUCGGAAAUAUUUUGGCAGGCACGUCCAAAGACGAGGAGUAUAGAUGGUUAGCGGCUAUGCUCUUUGGAGAGUAUCAAUUAAAUCUCCGGGCAUCCGCGCUGAAUCUUAUGGAUCCAUGACCGACUAAAGACGAUUAAAUUAUAAACCACUUCGUGCCUACAAAGUGAUCGACAAGUGAUACUUUUUUUUUCUACAAAUCGCGUUACAGACUUUGAACAAAUAUAUGUACAGUGCCGAACAAAAGAACUGACUAGCUUAAUAUUUUAUAUAAGUUUUUUUAAAACAUAGUAUCCUAAAAAUCUGAUCUCGUCUAACGUUUAUGUAAAUUGAAUCAUUCUAUUACGAAUCGAUUAGCGUGAUCAACAGAAACGUCGUAGUUACGAAACAAUGAUGCUGUGAAAGUCUGUCAUUACAAAAUAGUUAACAGUGAUGUUAAUUAUCGUAUAAUAUGCGACGAAUUAUGAAAUAACAUGCCAUUUAUAGUAAAAUAAAAUUAACGAGAUAAAAUGA
Molecule: messenger RNA, 4524 nt
Organism: Solenopsis invicta (red fire ant)
Lineage: Eukaryota; Metazoa; Arthropoda; Insecta; Hymenoptera; Formicidae
Gene: RhoGAP15B
Exons: 13
Coding region: 333-4133 (1266 amino acids)
Biological process (GO): signal transduction; positive regulation of GTPase activity
Molecular function (GO): phosphatidylinositol-3,4,5-trisphosphate binding; GTPase activator activity
Source: RefSeq, a predicted model, not a curated record